Mercenaria mercenaria is the source of this 2606-nucleotide messenger RNA. Its product is annotated as carbohydrate sulfotransferase 11-like. The coding region runs from base 1158 to 2453 and encodes 431 amino acids. Gene Ontology annotation, molecular function: sulfotransferase activity. Gene Ontology annotation, biological process: carbohydrate biosynthetic process. Gene Ontology annotation, cellular component: membrane. The transcript has 3 exons. The record is from RefSeq and is a predicted model, not a curated record. Lineage: Eukaryota; Metazoa; Mollusca; Bivalvia; Venerida; Veneridae.
AAACUCCCUGUUUUACUGUUUGUACAUAUGAUCACAAUCUUCAAAUUCAACAUUUGUUUAAAGAUUCAAUACCCUGUUUUAAAAAGUUCAUCUAGCACACAGAAAAAGUUCUAAAAUCUCUAGAGUAAAUUUCUUAAAUUAAGUACUCGCUAUAACACUGAAAAAUCAGAUAAAUACCACACCACAUUUCUGUGAAAAAUUUCUUCUGUAAACGACAUGUAUCGGAAUAAUUAUAGCAUUAAUUGGUAAGCUAACUAAUGUUAUUGUAACGUAUGAUUACUAUUUGUUCAACAUUGUACAGUGACUACAAGUAAGCAUUUAUAUUGACUGUUCUUUUUAUAUUCAACAAUUGUCAUGGAACUGCUUUUAUUGAUCAGAACAGUUUUUGUGUGAAUAAGCUGUUCUGACAUGUGGAAUACAAGGUCUUUCUUUACAAGAGAAUAAAAGUGUUCUGUCAACCUGAAAUACCAGUUCUGUUUUUGGAAGAGGAUAACAAUGUUCUCUUAACCUGGAAUACCAGCUCUGCCUUUACAAAAGGAAAAAGUGUUCUGUCACCGUGGAAUCCAGUUCUGCAUUUACAAGAGGGAAAGUGUUCUGUUAACCUGGAAUACAAGCCCUUUCUUUACAAGAGGAUACCAGUGUUCUGUCAACCUUGAAUAUCAGUUCCGCAUUUACAAAAGGAUAAAACUGUAACGUCAACCUGAAAUACCAUUCCGACUUGACAAGAGCCGGAAUAAGAUCUUUUGUCAUCUUGUAAUAUCAGUUCUGCCUUUAGAAGAUCAUAAAACCGUUCUGUCAACCUGAUUUGUCACCCUGGCUUUACCAGAGGAUAAAACUCUUAUGUUAACUUAGAACAUUAUUCCUGCCUUUUCAAGAGGAUAAAACUGGUCUGUCAACCUGGAAAACAAUCCUGUCUUUACUAUAGGAUAAAACUCUUAUGUCAACUUAAAAUAUCAGUCCUGCCUUUACAAGAGGAUCAACCUGGAAUACCAUCCUGGCUUUACCAGAGGAUAAAACUCUUAUGUCAACUUAGAAUAUCAGUCCUGCCUUUACAAGAGGAUAAAACUGUUAUGUCAACCUGAAAUACCAAUCUUGUCUUUAAAGCGGAUUAAACUGUUCUGUCAACCUGGAAUACCAGUACUGCUAUUACAAUUAGAAUGGUGGACGUACAAAGAUCAUGUAACAAACGAAUGAUUUCAGUUGUCGCAGUGAUAUUCCUGGUCAAUAUUGCAUUGUAUGCAGUUAGAUAUGUAUCAAUAUCACCUCAAGAUGGUGGUACGUCCGAAAACAAACAAGAAUAUGAGAAAAACAGAGAAAUUGGAGCAGUAUUUGCUGCUAGGCAACAUCAUCUUAGAGAUGUAUGUCUAAUGAAAGGACACAUUCCGCCCCUCACGGUGGCUGAAAGUACAUUCAAAGGGGGGACAGUCGUUGAAAUUAGACAUAACAUACUCUACUGUCCAGUUCAGAAGGUUGGUUCAUCAUUCUGGAGAAAGACUUUAACAGCCAUGAGCCGUCAAGGCAGACUUAACUCCCCUUUCCAAGUGGAACCAAGUAAGAAUAAUAAACUUGAACUAUACCAAAAUUUUCGAAAGUCUAGUAAUGGGACCACAUAUCAGAAAGACCUGUUUAUGACAACUGCUACAUCACUUAUCGUUGUUCGUGACCCAUAUACAAAACUGUUCUCCGCCUACGUAGAUAAACUCUACCAUCCAAACUAUCUAUUUUGGAAGAUCACAGGUAAACAGAUCGCGAAAAUGACAAAAAAUAAAAAUAGUAUCGUAUGUGGAAAUGACAUAUCAUUUUCUUCUUUUAUAAAAUAUAUCAUUUCCAAAACAAAGGGAGGAGGAAGGAAACUUAACCGUCACUUUACUCCUAUAUACAAACAUUGUCACCCUUGUAAAACAAAAUAUGACUUCAUAAUGAAAUUUGAAAACUUCAAGGAAGACCUUUACUAUAUUAUAGAUAACUGGAAUGCCAGAUUUAACCUCAACAUAUCAUUUCGAGAUUUUGAAAGGCAAGCAGCCAUAAAUAUUGCAUCAAAACAUAUAAACAUCAGUUUCUCCACAAUUAAAAUGUUUUCAAAAAUCUGCAAUAUUUCCGUACAUAAUUUUUUAUUACGCACAUGGCGAUUUCUCCAAAUAAGUGGACUUCUGCCAAAAGAAAUUGAUAUGCCAUUUCCGAAUAAUGAAAGUUCCUCUCGUAUAACAAAAGAAAUGUACUUUAACGUUAUCAAAGAUGUGUUAUCACGUGACAUUGACUGGGCACGAGUGAAGAAGCAACGACAAGAAGCUCUCGUGCAAGCGUAUCAGAGAAUUAAUAGGACAGACAUGGAGAAACUAAGAAAAAUAGUGAGACCCGAUUGUCAGUACUUUGACUAUGAUGAAUCUCCGGAUUACUUGUUUGAGAAAAGUAGUGUAAAAUUUAACUAUUUUGAUGGAAUAAGUAUGUCCUAAAAGUUUAACUUUUUAUGCCAUAUGCUACCAAGUGUUUAUAAAAGAUACUGUGCACUAAACUUUCGGAACAAUUAUUUUUUAUUAAAACUGUGCUGUGACAAAAGUUGUUGAAAAUGCAGCUUUUCGAAAUAAAGCUUUUUCUGUUACUGGAUA